AUGAGGUGGAAGUAUGCCGCAUGGAUAUUAAUUGCUGUAGUCGAUGUAAUGUGCUGCUCCUCGGAAGAAAAGAGUGCCAGUGUCUCCUUUGUAACGAGGCCAGGAAGUCAAGUGAUAGCAUUCCCGUUUAUCUUCGUAGGACAUAGUAUUGUUGUAUUGCCAACAACGAAGUACAGUAACUUGAAGAGAAAUGCCAAGAGCAUGGAAGACCUUACUUUUCUACUCUCUAAUCUCUCUCAUGUUGUGUGGAGCCUCACGAUCGAUUCCACGGUAUACAAAGAUGGUGGCAGACUUGAGAAGCUGUUUGACAAAAGAAUGAGAGGUUAUCUGGACGGUGUGUCCUUAGAUGUAUUAAGAAUGUACGUCAACGGAAGCAAAACCUUUAGCGAGUUGUUGCAAAUAGUGUAUGAAAGGACAUUUGAAUGUGAUUCUAGGAGAAGUAGGCAGAUGGCAAGAUAUGGAGAGAGUCUUAUAAGGGAAAUUGACAACAUGAUAGAAAGCAUGCCUGCCGAGAUGUCUGAAGAAGAAAAAGAGAAGAUGCGAAGUGAUUUGAAUAAUAAUAGGAAGUAUGUGGAGUCUUUUCAUGAUACAGAAAAAUGGAGGCAGGUAGUUGAGGCAGAGAAGAUGGUGUGCAAUACAUGCAAGGAGAUCUGCCUUGGGUUGAAAGAGGAGGAGCUGAUGGGACUGCUAGCUGAGGGGAGUGCGAAAAAGUAUAUAAAGGCAAGUGCUGGGGAAAGCGAGGUAAGUAGUACGGUGUAUCCAGAAUAUAUCGUUGUUGACAUUAGCCUAUUAUUAGAUGCACACAGAGAACAUGGAGGAGAUGUUACAAAGGAGUUAGUCAAGCAGAUGCUGCUGGGGAAGAAGGAAGAGGAGAUAGACAAGAGGUAUAUCGGUAAGGUCGCGAAUGCAGUCAAGGAAAGGCGGAGAAGAGGAGAAAAAGAGAUAGAAAAGAGAGUGAAAAAGCUGCUGAGGGACGAGGAGAAGGCAAAGAGCAAGAAGAGGGGGAAGAGGAAGAGUGUGGGAGUCUCCGAGGCCAAGGAAGAAGAGAAGAAGGAGAGCGAGACAGAGGAAGUUGAGGCAGGUGAGGAAGUGGAAAUGCCGUCCGAGGAGGUUGGAGGAGCACGCAGGAAGACAGGUAAGAAAAGUGAGGGUGGCCGGAAGCGCUACAAGAUCCACAGAAGGGUUCUUCGGUGGAGAAAGAGCCCAGAGAAGAUCAAGGAGGAGUGGGACAAAGGAAGCGAGGAGAGGUGGAGGGGAAAGUCUCUUGAAGAGAUCAGGGAGCAGAAGGUGUUCCAUGACAUAAUGGGUGUGCUGGAACUUCUCAGGAGCCCAGAUGCAGACAGGUUCUUCAUGGAUACAGGAGAUUACACCAAGGGCGGGAGUGAGAGGCAGAGGAUGGUGGCGAUUGGGGUUCUUGAGAGCGGAGGAAAGAGGAUGCUAGGAGUGGUGGAGGUUGGGACGUUCAAGGACUGUCCUAGUGGAUGCCCAGUUGUGUACCACCUGAUGUUCCGGGUUACGGGGAUAGAGGGGAUGGGAGAUGUUAUGAGACGGGGGGGGGGCAAUCUUGGUGAGGCGAGCGACGUUGAGAAGAUAGAUGAGGAUAAGGAAUACCAGGAUGCGGGCAAGUUUGUGUAUCCAAAAGGAGUAACGUUUGAAACGGUGAAGGAGACAGGAUCAUUCCAGAUAGUGUGGGGGAAUCCUUCAAACACCUCUGAGGUUCUCCGGCGUCUCACGAUUCAGUGCAGACCAUGUGUGAUCUGA
Encephalitozoon cuniculi GB-M1 is the source of this 1761-nucleotide messenger RNA. RefSeq lists its product as uncharacterized. NCBI's taxonomy places the organism in Eukaryota, Fungi, Microsporidia, Unikaryonidae. The record is from RefSeq and is marked provisional. The transcript has a single exon. Bases 1 to 1761 code for a protein of 586 amino acids.